Cyclopterus lumpus (lumpfish) is the source of this 1403-nucleotide messenger RNA. RefSeq names its product WD repeat domain 74 (gene wdr74). Gene Ontology annotation, cellular component: preribosome, large subunit precursor; nucleolus. Lineage: Eukaryota; Metazoa; Chordata; Actinopteri; Perciformes; Cyclopteridae. The transcript is spliced from 2 exons. Gene Ontology annotation, biological process: ribosomal large subunit biogenesis. Bases 98 to 1237 code for a protein of 379 amino acids. The record is from RefSeq and is a predicted model, not a curated record. Gene Ontology annotation, molecular function: protein binding.
GUCAACGCGCGACGCAGCCGAGGAGAGACACGCGUGUUUAGCGGACCAGGAUCCGGACUCACUAGAACCCAGUUUCAAGUCCAGUUUUCGGUCCACGAUGGGGGACACCAGUCGGCUGUGCUCCGUGUGGCUCGGCUCGGAGACCGGGAUCCUGAAGGGGGUCAGCCUGUCCCGGAAGCAGGCCUUUAACUUCUGCAACGCGAGCCACCUGAGCCGGGACCAGGAGGUGCGCGCGCUGUGCUGGGGGGACCCGGCGGAGAGCGAGCUGCUGGUGGGCUCCGUGGACGGAACCGUGAAGACCUUCAGCACCGAGAAGGGGGCCUUCACCGAGACCCGGAGCUGCGGGGACCCCGCGGACGGGUGCUUCGUGGGGCUCGCGGCGCUCGGCGGCUCCGCGCUGGUCACGUGCGCGGAGUGCGGGACGCUGCGCGUGUGGCGCGAGGACAGCAGCGAGCCCGUCACGGAGCUCCACGCGGGCCAGAACGUGAGCCGGAUGCGGCAGAGUCCGGUUCACCGGCACAAGGUGGCCACCGGGGGGAAGGAGAACGGGCUGAAGGUCUGGGACCUGCAGAACCCGCAGAGCCCCGUGUUCUCCGCCAAGAACCUGCGCGACGACUGGCUGGACCUACGGCGGCCGCAGUGGGUCAGAGACAUGGCCUUCAUCCCGGACUCCGACAAAGUGGUCACGUGCACAGGUUACCACCAGGUCCACGUGUUCGAUCCCGCCACCCCUCAGCGACGCCCCGUCCUGGAGUUCGAGUACGGCGAGUACCCGCUCACCGCCCUGUCCCUCCCCGCCGCCGGCAACACGGUGGUGGUGGGGAACACCCACGGCCACAUCGCCCUGCUGGACCUGAGGAAGGGCGUGGUGCGCGGCUGCCUGAAGGGGCUGGCGGGCGGCGUGCGGGCGCUGCAGUGCCACGCCUCCCGGCCCGUGGUGGCGUCCUGCGGCCUGGACCGCUUCCUGCGCAUCCACAGCCUGGAGGACCGCACGCUGCUGCACAAGGUCUACCUCAAGUCCAGGCUCAACUGCAUCCUGCUCGCCAGCACAGACCUGGAGGCCGGAGGGGGGGAGGGGGGCGCGCCGGGGGUGAAGGAGGAAGACGAGGGGGGGGAGGACGACGAGGUGUGGGAGACCAUGGAGCGCGUGGAGGAGAAGACGAAGAGGAAAACAACAACAACAACAACAACAGAGGAGGGGGAGCUGCAGAAGAAGAGAAAGAAAGGGAAAGACUGAGGUUGCGUUUGCAGCCUGAUCAGAGCGUGGGACAUUUCAACGCCGUCUGUCAGACUGAAACGCAUGAAAGAUAAAAGCUUGUUUGUAUUUUGUAAUAUUUAGUCCGCAGCCUGAGAUCUUUAUUACUUCAGUUGUCUUGUAUGUAAAAUAAAUUUUAACCAACGAU